GCAUCACAAAAAGCCACAACGCUGAGCAUUUCGCCACACAUGAAGCUGUGCCGCCACAUUCUCCAGUAGGUACGCACAUUUUGGCCAUUCAAUUUGCGUUUUUUUUUUGCGACCAAGUCACCACCAAAUACCAGUUACUCGCGCACCAUAGACGCGCGUAGACAACAUACUAUCGUCGCACGAUUGUCGCACUUGAGAUUAGUGGUAAACUAAAUAAAAUACCAGUUGAAAUUAAGAAACUAAAAUUAAAGUUAUCGCUUGUGACUUGGCGAUUAAAGCGAUUUGAGGAUUAAAACGGCAACAGACCGAGUGUUUAAUGGUCAGUGUAAAUUGGCAAAGACGACGGACGGUACACAGCUAAUUACAAGCGGAAUUGCGCAAAAUAUGUGAGAAAUAGCAAGAGUAAGAGUUUUUAUUUGCAAAUUUCCAACACUAAAGACAAGCAAACAAACAUUCAUUUGUUUUAAAAAGCCGUGAAAAAAGUGCAGUGUGAAAAAAGAAGUGAGAAAGAGUGAAGAGUUUAAAGGCGUGCGAAAGCGUUUUUUGAGCAGAGGAAAACAGAGCGAAGGCGACGUAGAGGUUGUGGAGCAACAGUAAACAAUUAAAAUCAAUUAUCGUUACUUCAUUCGACUACCAUAAAUACAACAAAUUCACCUACAAAAUGGUGAAAGCUGACAGCAUACAGUAUGAUGAUAAUCAAAUACCCUAUAUCGAUUUGGGUACAGCGAUUAUACGUAUGGAAAAAGAAGAAGCACCUGAAUGGGCUUUAGAGAAAGCUCGCGAAGAAUUACGUGAGUUGCCGGAAAUAAUGGAACCGGCGAUUAAAAAGCUGCGCGAAUUAAUUGAAGAGGAAAAACACUUAAAGCUGCCUUUGGAUGAUGAAUAUAUGAAAAUGUUCCUGCGCCCAUGCCAUUACUAUCCAGAGUCGGCGAUGAAGAGGCUCAAGAACUUCUAUCACAUGAAAGCGAAAUAUGGCGCACCCUGUGAGAAUAUUGUGCCCAGCAAGCUGCGUAAUGUUUUUGAAGAGGAUAUCGUGGCACUCUUUCCCAACAGAGAUCAACAUGGGCGACGUAUACUCGCGCUUGAAGCAGGAAAGAAAUGGAAACCUUCACGUGCACCUCUCAUCGAUCUGUUCCGCACCAUACAAUUGACAGUCUUGGGCUCCAUGGCCGAACCAUUGUCACAAAUCUGUGGCGCCAUAGUCAUUAUCGAUAUGGAGGGUCUACCCAUGAGUCAUAUUAUGCAGUUUACACCAUCUUUUGCCGCCAUGCUGUUGGACUAUGUGCAAGAAUGCAUUUGUAUGCGUCUCAAGGCGGUGCAUAUUGUGAAUAAUUCUUAUAUAUUCAAUAUGUUGUUUGCCAUCUUCAAGCCGUUCAUACGCGAGAAGCUGAGGAAACGGAUUUUCUUCCAUGGCAAAGACUGGAAGUCGCUGACGUCGCAUAUCGAUAAGGAUGCACUGCCUGUGAAAUACGGCGGCACUGGCACUUGGGAACUGCCAUCCGGCAAGCUAUUGGGCGAGUUCUUCGAAUGCUACUCAGCUGAUUACGAAUUGGCGGAUACUUAUGGAUUUACGGAGGGCUAUCAAAAGAAGAAAUAGUGCAAUGCGGUGUUGCAAUUUUUUUCUACAAUUUCAUAUAAACAAAAUUUAUUUAAAGAUUUUUGGUAUUAUAGUUUUUUGAUAAAAUGUAGUAAUUUGUAUUUAUAUGACUUAAUAGACCUGUUUUUUCUAUGUGUAGAUUGCUAUUGUGAUAAUGCAGAAUUCUUUUAGUCAAACUAUGUAUGUCAAAUGUUUAUAAACAUUGGUAUUGUGUGUGCAUAUUUUUUACGAAAAGAAAUUUGAUUAAAAAUGCUUGCCUUUAUGCACCACGUUACCUUUAAACUUACAACAGAAAAAGAACAUGUAAAUAUGCAGUCUAGUUAAUAGUUGUUUAAGAUUUGUGGUGAUGUUGUAAUAUCAAAAAAAAUAUAUAUACAUAAGUAUAAAAUCUAAUAAAAAACAUUUAAAAAUA
This is a messenger RNA of Zeugodacus cucurbitae (melon fly), 2009 nucleotides long. RefSeq names its product alpha-tocopherol transfer protein-like. Gene Ontology annotation, cellular component: membrane. Lineage: Eukaryota; Metazoa; Arthropoda; Insecta; Diptera; Tephritidae. The coding region runs from base 662 to 1597 and encodes 311 amino acids. The transcript is spliced from 8 exons. Gene Ontology annotation, molecular function: phosphatidylinositol bisphosphate binding. The record is from RefSeq and is a predicted model, not a curated record.